Molecule: messenger RNA, 9543 nt
Organism: Macaca mulatta (Rhesus monkey)
Lineage: Eukaryota; Metazoa; Chordata; Mammalia; Primates; Cercopithecidae
Gene: PCSK5
Product: proprotein convertase subtilisin/kexin type 5
Biological process (GO): peptide hormone processing
Cellular component (GO): Golgi membrane; trans-Golgi network
Molecular function (GO): serine-type endopeptidase activity
Source: RefSeq, a predicted model, not a curated record
GGAAAGGAGGGGUGUUAAGGGGGGCGGGGGAAGUCAUUUAUGCAGAGCAGGAGCUGCUGCCAUUGCCACUCAGAAUCCCCGCGCGCUGCUCAGAGCCGGAGGGAGCGCUGGGAGCGAGCAAGCGAGCGCUCGGAGCCCGGGCCAGCAGAGGGGGCGCCCGGUCGCUGCCUGUACCGCUCCCGCUGGCCAUCUCCGCCGCGCUCGGGGCCCCGGGAGGAGCGAGACCGAGUCGGAGAGUCCGGGAGCCGAGCCGGGCGAAACCCAACUGCGGAGGACGCCCGCCCCACUCAGCCGCCUCCUGCGCCCGAGCCGGGGAGCAUCGCCGAGCGCCCCGCGGGCCGGAGAGCUGGGAGCACAGGUCCCCGAAGCCCCAGGGAUGGUCUAGGAGCCGGCGCAAGGCUCGCUGCUCUGCUCCCUGCCGGGGCUAGCCGCCUCCUGCCGAUCGCCCAGGGCUGCGAGCUGCGGCGGCCCAGGGCUGCGCGCCGGGCGGCCCAGGCCGGAGAAGUUAGUUGUGCGCGCCCUUAGUGCGCUGAGCCAGCCAGCGAGCGAGGGAGCAGCGAGGCGCCGGGACCAUGGGCUGGGGGAGCCGCUGCUGCUGCCCGGGACGUUUGGACCUGCUGUGCGUGCUGGCGCUGCUCGGGGGCUGCCUGCUCCCCGUGUGCCGGACGCGCGUCUACACAAACCACUGGGCAGUCAAAAUCGCCGGGGGCUUCCCGGAGGCCAACCGUAUCGCCAGCAAGUACGGAUUCAUCAACAUAGGACAGAUAGGGGCCCUGAAGGACUACUACCACUUCUACCAUAGCAGGACGAUUAAAAGGUCAGUUAUCUCAAGCAGAGGGAACCACAGUUUCAUUUCAAUGGAACCAAAGGUGGAAUGGAUCCAACAGCAAGUGGUAAAAAAGCGGACAAAGAGGGAUUAUGACUUCAGUCGUGCCCAGUCUACCUAUUUCAAUGAUCCCAAGUGGCCCAGCAUGUGGUAUAUGCACUGCAGUGACAAUACGCAUCCCUGCCAGUCUGACAUGAAUAUCGAAGGAGCCUGGAAGAGAGGCUACACGGGAAAGAACAUUGUGGUCACUAUUCUGGAUGACGGAAUUGAGAGAACCCAUCCAGAUCUGAUGCAAAACUACGAUGCUCUGGCAAGUUGCGACGUGAAUGGGAAUGACUUGGACCCAAUGCCCCGUUAUGAUGCAAGCAACGAGAACAAGCACGGGACUCGCUGUGCUGGGGAAGUGGCAGCCGCUGCAAACAAUUCGCACUGCACAGUCGGAAUUGCUUUCAACGCCAAGAUCGGAGGAGUGCGAAUGCUGGACGGAGAUGUCACGGACAUGGUUGAAGCAAAAUCAGUUAGCUUCAACCCCCAGCACGUGCACAUUUACAGCGCCAGCUGGGGCCCGGAUGAUGAUGGCAAGACUGUGGACGGACCAGCCCCCCUCACCCGGCAAGCCUUUGAAAACGGCGUUAGAAUGGGGCGGAGAGGCCUCGGCUCUGUGUUUGUUUGGGCAUCUGGAAAUGGCGGAAGGAGCAAAGACCACUGCUCCUGUGAUGGCUACACCAACAGCAUCUACACCAUCUCCAUCAGCAGCACUGCAGAAAGCGGAAAGAAACCUUGGUACCUGGAAGAGUGCUCAUCCACGCUGGCCACAACCUACAGCAGCGGGGAGUCCUACGAUAAGAAAAUUAUCACUACAGAUCUGAGGCAGCGUUGCACGGACAACCACACUGGGACGUCGGCCUCAGCCCCCAUGGCUGCAGGCAUCAUUGCACUGGCCCUGGAAGCCAAUCCGUUUCUGACCUGGAGAGACGUACAGCAUGUUAUUGUCAGGACUUCCCGUGCGGGACAUUUGAACGCUAAUGACUGGAAAACCAAUGCUGCUGGUUUUAAGGUGAGCCAUCUAUAUGGAUUUGGACUGAUGGAUGCAGAAGCCAUGGUGAUGGAGGCAGAGAAGUGGACCACCGUUCCCCGGCAGCACGUGUGUGUGGAGAGCACAGACCGACAAAUCAAGACAAUCCGCCCUAACAGUGCAGUGCGCUCCAUCUACAAAGCUUCGGGCUGCUCGGAUAACCCCAACCGCCAUGUCAACUACCUGGAGCAUGUCGUUGUGCGCAUCACCAUCACCCACCCCAGGAGAGGAGACCUGGCCAUCUACCUGACCUCGCCCUCGGGAACUAGGUCUCAGCUUUUGGCCAACAGGCUAUUUGAUCAUUCCAUGGAAGGAUUUAAAAACUGGGAGUUCAUGACCAUUCAUUGCUGGGGGGAAAGAGCUGCUGGUGACUGGGUCCUUGAAGUUUAUGAUACUCCCUCUCAGCUAAGGAACUUUAAGACUCCAGGUAAAUUGAAAGAAUGGUCUUUGGUCCUCUAUGGCACCUCCGUGCAGCCAUAUUCACCAACCAAUGAGUUUCCUAAAGUGGAACGGUUCCGCUAUAGCCGAGUUGAAGACCCCACAGACGACUAUGGCACAGAGGAUUAUGCAGGUCCCUGCGACCCUGAGUGCAGUGAGGUUGGCUGUGACGGGCCAGGACCAGACCACUGCAAUGACUGUUUGCACUACUACUACAAGCUGAAAAACAAUACCAGGAUCUGUGUCUCCAGCUGCCCCCCUGGCCACUACCACGCCGACAAGAAGCGCUGCAGGAAGUGUGCUCCCAACUGUGAGUCCUGCUUCGGGAGCCAUGGUGAGCAGUGCCUGUCCUGCAAAUAUGGAUACUUUCUGAAUGAAGAAACCAACAGCUGUGUUACUCACUGCCCUGAUGGGUCAUAUCAGGAUACCAAAAAAAAUCUUUGCCGGAAAUGCAGUGAAAACUGCAAGACAUGUACUGAAUUCCAUAACUGUACAGAAUGUAGGGAUGGGUUAAGCCUGCAGGGAUCCCGGUGUUCUGUCUCCUGUGAAGACGGACGGUACUUCAAUGGCCAGGACUGCCAGCCCUGCCACCGCUUCUGCGCCACUUGUGCUGGGGCAGGAGCUGAUGGGUGCAUUAACUGCACAGAGGGCUACUUCAUGGAGGAUGGGAGAUGCGUGCAGAGCUGUAGUAUCAGCUAUUACUUUGACCACUCUUCAGAGAAUGGAUACAAAUCCUGCAAAAAAUGUGAUACCAGUUGUUUGACGUGCAAUGGCCCAGGAUUCAAGAACUGUACAAGCUGCCCCAGUGGGUAUCUCUUAGACUUAGGAAUGUGUCAAAUGGGAGCCAUUUGCAAGGAUGGAGAAUACGUUGAUGACCAUGGCCACUGCCAGACCUGUGAGGCCUCAUGUGCCAAGUGCCGGGGACCAACCCAGGAAGACUGCACUACCUGCCCCAUGACAAGGAUUCUUGAUGAUGGCCGCUGUGUUUCCAACUGUCCCUCACAGAAAUUUGAAUUUGAGAACCAAUGCCAUCCAUGCCACCACACCUGCCAGAGAUGCCAAGGAAGCGGCCCUACCCACUGCACGUCCUGUGAAGCAGACAACUAUGGCCGAGAGUACUUCCUAUACCAGGGAGAGUGUCGAGAGAGCUGCCCAGAGGGCCACUAUGCCACUGAAGGGAAUACCUGCCUGCCCUGCCCAGACAACUGUGAGCUUUGCCACAACAUGCACAUCUGCACAAGAUGCACAAGGGGCUACUUCAUAGCGCCCACCAACCACACGUGCCAGAAGUUGGAGUGUGGACAAGGUGAAGUCCAAGACCCAGACUAUGAAGAAUGUGUCCCUUGUGAAGAAGGAUGUCUGGGAUGCAGCCUGGAUGAUCCAGGAACGUGCACAUCUUGCGCUAUGGGGUAUUACAGGUUUGAUCAGCAUUGUUAUAAAACCUGUCCUGAGAAGACCUACAGUGAGGAACUGGAAUGCAAGGCAUGCGAUAGUAACUGUGGCAGCUGUGACCAGAAUGGGUGUUACUGGUGUGAAGAGGGCUUCUUUCUCUUGGGUGGCAGUUGUGUGAGGAAAUGUGGCCCUGGAUUCUAUGGUGACCAAGAAAUGGGAGAAUGUGAGCCCUGCCACCGAGAGUGCGAAACCUGCACAGGCCCUGGUCAUGACGAGUGCAGCAGCUGCCGGGAAGGACUGCAGCCGCUGCGUGGGGUGUGCGUGCGUGCCACCCAGACCCAGGAGGAGGGCAAAUUCUGGAAUGAUACUUUGAGAAAAUCCCAGCCUUGUCAUUCUUCUUGUAAAACCUGCAAUGGAUCUGCAACUCUGUGCACUUCAUGUCCCAAAGGUGCAUAUCUUUUGGCUCAGGCCUGUGUUUCCUCCUGUCCCCAAGGCACAUGGCCUUCCGUAAGGAGCAGGAGCUGCGAGAACUGUUCGGAGGCCUGUGCCGUCUGCUCUGGAGCCGAUCUUUGCAAAAAGUGCCGGAUGCAGCUGGGCCUCCCUCUCUUCCUCCAUGAAGGCAGGUGCUACUCCAAGUGCCCGGAGGGCUCUUACGCAGAAGAUGGCGUAUGUGAACGUUGUAGCUCUCCUUGCAGAACGUGUGACGGAAACACCACCAACUGCCAUUCUUGUGAAGGAGGCCUCGUCCUGCACCACGGAGUGUGCCAGGAAACCUGCCCUGAGAGGCACGUGGCUGUGGAGGGGGUGUGCAAGAAUUGUCCAGAGAUGUGUCAGGACUGCAUCCAUGAGAAAACAUGCAAAGAGUGCAUGCCUGAGUUCUUCCUGCAUGAUGAUAUGUGCCACCAGUCCUGUCCCCGUGGCUUCUACUCAGACUCGCGCCACUGUGUCCCCUGCCAUAAAGACUGUCUGGAGUGCAGUGGCCCCAAAGUCGACGACUGCGAGCUCUGUCGUGAGAGUUCCUGGGUCCUCUAUGAUGGGCUGUGCUUGGAGGAGUGUCCAGCAGGAACCUAUUAUGAAAAAGAGACUAACGAGUGCAGAGAUUGUCACAAGUCCUGCUUGACCUGCUCAUCGUCUGGGACCUGCACCACCUGUCAGAAAGGCCUGAGGAUGAACCCUCAUGGGAGCUGCCUGGCCAACAAGAAAUGUGGUCCCUCCGAGUACUGGGAUGAGGAUGCUCCCAGGUGCAAGCCCUGCCACACUAAGUGCUUCCACUGCACGGGGCCGGCGGAGGACCAGUGUCAAACAUGCCCCAGGGUCAGCCUUCUUCUCAACACAACCUGUGUGAAGGACUGCCCAGAGGGCUAUUAUGCCGAUGAGGACAGCCACCAGUGUGCCCGCUGCCACAGCUCUUGCGGGACAUGUGAAGGGAGACACAGCAGGCAGUGCCACUCCUGCCGACCAGGCUGGUUCCAGCUGGGAAAAGAGUGCCUGCUCCAGUGCAGGGAAGGGUAUUACGCAGACAACUCCACCGGCCAGUGUGAGAGGUGCCACAGGAUCUGCAAGGGGUGCCGGGGCCCACGGCCCACAGACUGCCUGUCUUGCGAGAGAUUUUUCUUUCUGCUCCGCUCCAAAGGAGAGUGUCGUCCCUCCUGCCCAGACCAUUACUAUGUAGAGCAAAGCACACAGACCUGUGAGAGAUGCCAUCCGACUUGUGGUCAAUGCAAAGGAAAAGGAGCGUUGAAUUGCUUAUCCUGUGUGUGGAGUUACCACCUCAUGGGAGGGAUCUGCACCUCAGACUGUCUUGUUGGGGAAUACAGAGUGGGAGAGGGAGAGAAGUUUAACUGUGAAAAAUGCCACGAGAGCUGCAUGGAAUGCAAGGGACCAGGGGCCAAGAACUGCACCUUGUGCCCCGCCAACCUGGUGCUGCACAUGGACGACAGCCGCUGCCUCCACUGCUGCAACACCUCCGAUCCCACCAGUGCCCAGGAGUGCUGCGACUGCCAGGACACCACGGAAGAGUGCAUCCUUCGAACAAGCAAGGUUAGGCCUGCAGCUGAGCACUUCAAGACAGCUCUAUUCAUCACCUCCUCCGUGAUGCUAGCGCUUCUGCUCGGGGCAGCUGUGGUCGUGUGGAAGAAAUCUCGCGGCCGAGUCCAGCCAGCAGCAAAGGCCGGCUAUGAAAAGCUGGCCGACCCCAACAAGUCUUACUCCUCCUAUAAGAGCAGCUAUGGAGAGAGCACCAGCUUUGAAGAGGAUCAGGUGAUUGAGUACAGGGAUCGGGACUAUGAUGAGGAUGAUGAUGAUGACAUCGUCUACAUGGGCCAGGAUGGCACAGUCUACCGGAAAUUUAAAUAUGGGCUGCUGGAUGACGAUGACGAAGAUGAGCUGGAAUACGAUGACGAGAGUUACUCCUACUACCAGUAAACAGGCACCCCCCCACCAUCACCAUUCCACUCUCAGGCAUGCCUGUGAGCAUCGCUGUUUUUGGUUUUAUCCCCACACCAGGCUGAUGUGUGUUUCUAUUUGUCUUCUUUAACCAUGAAUCCAACCAGAAUAUGUGAGAAUGAUGAAAUACUUUGUUCUUUUGAGUGGCUAAACUCAAUUAACAGUUCCUGUUCAACCGUAAUUGAAGAGCAAGCAUAAAAUUCAGAGGAAUUUUCCUCAAAAUAAUGUGUCAAGACACAAAAAUGCAGGAAGUGAAAACAAAUGAGAUUUGUACAAACUCUUCUAUGUGAUUGAAAAAAAAAAAAAAAAAAAAGACAGUAGAUCUACAGAAAUUCUGCUUCCAAGCUGCAUUGUGGAGGUGUCUGCUGCCUCCUGGUAUUCUAACUUUUCUUUAUCUAAUUUUGGGGAUAAUGGAGGUACAAAGGAGUUGUUGGCUUGGUGGUGUUUUUUUCCCCUUUAGCUGUCUUUAGGCAGAGAUUUGUUUUGUAAGGGCCAAGAAAAGAGGGCUCUUAUCCGUUGAGUCCAGGCCACCCCUGGUGAGCAGAAGAGACCACCUGGGCUGGGCUGCUCAGGACCUACUUGAGAUAAGGGAAGAAAAGAGAACGUGCAUCAUAGCUGAGGAGCCAUGAGGUCCCCAGGCCCUAGUUCCUCUGCAGGAAUCCACAGUCACAACGAUUCUAAAGGCAGAACAAGCCCAGCGAAAAAGAAAUCACUGAGUCUUCAGUAACUGCACCCUCAUGAUUUUCCGAGUACUUUUCUCCUGGGAGUCGCCUGGGAUGUCAUCAGCUAAGACAUCAAAUAAUAAAAGAAAAAUGGCAGUGUGAACCUAACAUAAAAUGGAAUAAAAUGACAAACACUUCAUCUACUCUAAAAAAUUCAGAGCUUUCCUUCAUCAACAACCCAUCACAAAACCGUGGGCUCUCCAUAGAAAGAGUUGGAAUAGAGUCUAACGUGGAAAAAAAAAAUCCCAAUAUGCUGCUCACAAGCUUACUCUGGCUGCUGACCAGCCUUCCAGCACCGCUCAUCACUAUGAUUUUUGUUUCUAAACUUCCUAGGCUUCCCUUUUUCCAUUCUUCUGUCAAGUGUGUUCUUGGAUUCAUGUACCUGAGGAUAGUUUUUCUCCAGAUUGUAACACAGAGAGGGGCUCUGGCUAUGCAAAAUGAUGUUGGCACGGUCUUACAGAUUUCCUUGUCAAAGCAGACCUUACAGGCAGUACUAGGAAUGGAGCACCAGAAAGCAAAAGUGACAUUUUCAGAGAAUGAUGAUAAUUAUAAUCUAUUGCACACCUACUACCAGAUAACAAGCUAAGUAAUUCCCCCCAAAAAAUGCCCCAGUUACCCAUUUUGGUACUUACCAUACUCCCAUGAGGUUGGUAUGGUUAUUAUUCUGUUCUUGUAGGAAACCUAAGGCUUACUAGAGGUUAGAUAACUAGCCUAAGGUCAUGCAAAGCUCAUCAAGAUUCAAGAAAAAAGAAUGACCACCCUAAAGCAUGUGUUCUUGUAACUAUGCUACUGACAUAAGGUGGGAAAAUAAGUAUCCUAAAUAUAAAGGCAAGCCUAUUAUUUUAGUCUAUAACAUCAAUUUUAUGUUUACUAAAUUCAUGUAUUUUCUUUUUUUUUAACAUAAUGUAUGACUGACACAGAAAAUCUUUAUGAAGAAGUCUUCAGUUUACUAAAGGCUUGUGUUUCUUUAGAGGAAAGCUCUUAAAACAGGGCUGACAAACAGUCUCUGGAAAGAGGCAGCUAGUAAGUACAUUAGGCUUUCUUGGCCAGAAAGUCUUGUCAUAACCACUCAGCUUUGCUAUUGUAGCAUGAAUGCAGCUGGUACAUAAUGGAUGAGUGAACUGUGCUUCAAUAAAACCUUAUUUAUGGACACUGAAAUUGGAAUUUCAGAUAAUUUUAUUCUUCUUUUGAUUUUUUUCAACCUUUUAAAAAUUUUAAAAUGCAACAACUAUUCUUAAUUAACAGCAUUACAAGAACAGGUGGUGGGUCGGAUUUGGCCAACAGGCUAUACUUUGCUGACUUUAUCUUUAAAACACUUUUCAGAGAUCAUACACGUACAUGUAUGAUAUGCCUUCAAAAUUUUUGAUCAUUUAAAAUUAUCUCCUUGGCCAGGCAUGGUGGCUCAUACCCGUAAUCCCAGAACUUUUGGAGACUGAGGCAGGCAGAUCACCUGAGGUCAGGAGUUCGAGACUAGCUUGGCCAACAUGGUGAAACCCCAUUUCUACUAAAAAUACAAUAAAAAGCUGGGCGUGUUGGUGCACACCUGUAAUCCCAGCUACUCAGGAGGCUGAGGCAGGCGAAUCACUUGAGCCCGGGAGGCAAAGGUUGCAGUGAGCUGAGAUGGCACCAGUUCACUCCAGCCUGGGUGACAGAGCAAGACGCUGUCUCAAAAAAAAUAGCUAAAUAAAUAAAUAAAUAAAAUUAUCUCCUUGCCAGGAGUGGUGGUUCGUGCCUGUAACCCCAGCACUUUGGGAGCUGAGGCAGGAGGAUUGCUUGAGCCCAGGAGUUCAACAUCAGCCUUGGGCAACAUAGUGAGACCCCCAUGUCUACAGAUUUUAAAAAUUAGCCAGGCAUGGUGGUAAGUGCCUGUAGUCUCAGCUACUCAGGAGGCUGAGGUGGAAGGAUCACUUGAACCCCGGAGGUCAAGGCUGCAGUGACCUGUGAUCUUGCUAUUGCACUUCAGCCUGAGUGACAGAGCUAAGACCCUGUCUCAAAAUAAAUACAUAACAUUAUCUCUUCAAAAUGUAUCUGAAGCCCUGAUAGUUCUCCUUUCAAUCCUUAGAAAUAUAUAAAAAUAUAUGCACGAUAGCCAUCAUAUCAAUGGAAGACUUUCUCAUCUCUGUAGUUGCAGUUAGCUUACAAAAACAAGCAAUUUUGCUUAUACUUUGUUGUUCAUCUUCCAUGAUAAUUCUAAAGCUCUGAUAGACUGAGUUUGACAUUUUUUUCUGUAAACUAGAAAUUGUUUUCUAUGAAAAAAAACCUGUGUUUAUGAUACACAGUUAAAGAUUGGUUGAGGUUGAGAUGAACUUCAAUACUAAGAAAAAUUGUGGUGUUCCUCUAUGUGGCCUGCAAUGAAAAGAAGGUUCAUGCUUGUGUUUUGAGGUUUGACAUCUUUCCUUCUUUGUUUUUAGUCAUGCAACGUCAUUCUCAGAUGGCUUUUUGAAUACUAUGCUAAUGACUAUCUAAAUAGAUAAAUAUGUGGUUGGAAAACAAAGUCACCUUUUAGUUUUCUGCUUGUAAAUCACUUGGAAAUAUUAAGAGAAUCCCUGUAGACUGGAAACACACCAAGAGGCUGGGUAAAGCAUGGAAGGUUCUAGUUAAUAGAAAGUAAUUUUAAAAUUGGAAAUAAAAUUAAAUCAAGACCA